AUGUCUCCCAACGCAAUCGCGCCAUGUAGCGAUGACACUGAGGCUCUUCCACUGCCUCAACCGAGCGAUCAACUCCAACACCCCGUCGUUGCUUUCCUUGCCAAGGCAAAACGUAUUUGGAAUUCCCUUCAAAUCAGCCACAGCGGUGGAAAGUACUCCGUCGAACGACUACUAGCUCUGGAAGAGUACGCUCGAACCACUUCGCUCACUCGCGUGCUGCUGGUAUGCAUCGGCACACCGCUGCCCAUGGCCAUCGUUAUAAUCCUGCAGGAAUGUGCGCCACUGCGAGACCCGUCAGAGGGUUGGAGCGCAAACUACGGCUUUUGGAUUCGCGCAGGUGUUCUUGGAGGUAUCGUGGCUGUCGGUAUGGCUGCUUUUGCUCUCUCCAUGAUUCCGGGGGUGGUGCUGUCAAAUCUGCAGCUUGCCCUGCUAUGCAUCGGUACAGGGGUUAGCUAUCCCUUCGCUGCGAUGCUUGUGGCCGCAUUGUGGGUAUUCCCGAUUCCGUUCAUGAUCCUCACGAUCAUCAGUUUGUACGUGACGCUGUUCGCCGGGUUUUUCUGGCUCAUUGUCGGGAAAGACGUCAUAAGCGAGAUGGGGAAGCAUACCGACGAACUCAUUCUUGCAGUCAGCUUCAGCGGCUCACAGUGCAUGAUGGCGUUCGUCUACGCAUUCUACGCGGUGCUUUUCGACCACGCUGCAAACACCCAUUUCGAGGUGCCAGUGAUUCUGCUGCUCCCGAUCAUCAAAAUCAUCAUGAAGAAUCUGGUUUCUCGGACCAUUGUGCACAUGAAAGACAUGGCCCCUGAGGCCGUCAUCUUCACCGUGGACUUCUUCAACUCCAUGUACCUUGCUACGUGUAUGCAGAACGCGUCCUCGAUCACGACGGUGCUUACGAUGAUGGCAAUCGACAUCACGCAGACCAUUUUCGAGUUACGGAGCCUUUACUACAAGACGAGCACCAUUGUGGCACGACUAGAACAAGCGAAUGGCUCCAUUACAGGCUGCGGCAGUCUGCUGCCAGCGGUCGAAUCGAUUUGUCGUGAUACCACAAAGUUUGCACUGCAAGCUCGGGAAAACGUCAUUCUUGACUCGUGUCUGCCUCACAAAUUGUCCGCUGAAGGCCGAACUCUGCUCGAGACAUUGAAGAGUGUACCAGGGAACGGAGUCCGCUCGAUUCCUCGAUUCAGUGUAGUAGAGCUGCGCGACUCGUUCCGCAGCGCCGUCACUCAAACAAGCGUCAAACCACUCCGCCGGGGCACAAAAGAGGGCAAAGGCGGGCUUGAUAUGAUCGCUACACCGCACAAAAAGAUUCUUAGUGAGACCCUGGAGGUGCUUUUCACUACUGAAUGCGUUGUGUUGACAGAGUACUUGGAAUCCAUCAUCCCCGUGCUGUAUGGGAACUUCGUGCUGCUGGUCGUGCAUCUUCCGAGCGCACGGUACCACAAGGAUCUGGUCGGGAUCACUCCAGACAAUGUGGGGGGCACAGUCAGCAACAUCUUCAUCCUCGCCACGCUCGAGUUUGCCUCAUUCAUUUUCCUCGUCUUCAUGAUGAUGAAGAAUUGCCGCCUCAAAGCGCUCUACCACCUCGCGUUCGUCCUGGAGACACAGAUGCUUCUCAUCCAGGUGAAGCUCGUGACCUGGGUGCUCAUGAGCUUCAGUUUUCGCGUGGAACACUUCGGUGUUGAUUUCACCUUCAAGUUUGCUUGGAUGAACCAGGGAGGCUAG
Molecule: messenger RNA, 1725 nt
Organism: Phytophthora sojae
Lineage: Eukaryota; Oomycota; Peronosporomycetes; Peronosporales; Peronosporaceae
Exons: 3
Coding region: 1-1725 (574 amino acids)
Source: RefSeq, a predicted model, not a curated record